AUGAGUGGCAAUAAUAUUAAAAAUGAUCAUAAUUCAAAUUAUUCAUAUCCCGUUCAAAAUGGAACAAAUAAUACAACGAUGACAAAUAUGUCGGUUGUUCCACAAAUAUCAUCACGUCCAAAUACUUUACCAAUAAAUACACAACGUGAAAGUGAUCUACUACUAUUUACACCAAAUGAUUACAAUAAAUUUUCAUUAUCAACACCGGAUUUAAUUAAUGUUCUUGCAUCACAAACAUUCGUUGAUGGGCAACCUUCACCAAGUGUUAAAGUACUCGAAGAAUUAUUUGCUGCUCAUGGCAAUAAUAUAAAUAAUCAACCAAUUAUGCCGUCAACAAACUCAUACGAUCAUGAUGCACAUACAAGAGGAUCAUACAGUGACAAUCAUAAUAAACAAGAAAAUAUUCCAACAUUUCGUCCUGAUCGAACACAUUCACAAUUAUCAUCAUCACGUGAUCGUUCAGUAUCAUCAUCAAUGAACGAUAAUGAUUCAUCAAAUUCAACAGAUACAUCAAGUCCCAUGGUAUAUUCCUAUUCAGGUCGUAUUAAAGAUGAAUUACAGCAUGUUCCAUCAAUUCAAACAAGACAACCUGGUGAACCAGUUGAUGUAGUAAAGAAAGAAAAAAAACGUGAAAGAAAUCGACAAGCUGCACAAAAAUGUCGUACAAGAAAAUUAACACGUAUAGCUGAAUUACAAAAACGUGUUAAUGAAUUACAAGGAAAAAAUAAAGAUUUAACAGGCAUAGCUGAAUGUUUAAAAGGUGAUAUAACAAAAUUAGAAAAACAAUUACAAGAUCAUCAUACACAAGGUUGUACUCUAAUGAAUGGAUCAACAUUAUAA
Molecule: messenger RNA, 840 nt
Organism: Adineta steineri
Lineage: Eukaryota; Metazoa; Rotifera; Eurotatoria; Adinetida; Adinetidae
Source: the annotation of a GenBank genome assembly